AUGAGCUCAAACGGCUUGACGGUAGAGCAUUUGGCUGCCGGCGCGAAUAGACAGACUGCAGUUGCAGACUGGAGCCGGACGGGGCUGUUGGCCUAUGGAGCAGAUUGCAACAUUGCUCUAUGGCGGCCGGCUGCUGACCCUCCAAGAGGUGUAUUUAAACUCUUGAACGGGCAUAAAGAAACAGUCAAAGCUCUGGCAUUCCUGCCCAAGCUUGAGAAUGACCCCUCAAGUUAUUUCAUCAGCGGCUCAGAUGACAAGACCAUAGCGGUCUGGAAAUCCUCUGACGGCAGACAAGACUUCAAGUUGCUUCAGACGGCAUCUGAGCACACCGGGCCGGUAAACUGUGUUACCGCUCUACGAGUCACUGCCGAGCAGCCAAAAUGGAUAGUCGCAACUGGAGCGGCAGAUGCAACGAUCAGGAUUUGGAGCUUUGAGAACGAUCAGCUUGAGCUGAUCCAAACUAUCAAUACGACACCAAAAUAUUUCCCUCUAUGUCUUUCCCUCAGUGUUCUCGGCGCCGAUGAUGGCGCUUAUAUCCUUGCCUCGGCCGGCACAAAGGAUGUCAUCCAGAUCUUGACAGCCGAGGCCAAGGCGGCCAAGGUUCAGUUCAAUCUUCAGGCAACGCUCAGCGGCCACGAAGGCUGGCUUAGAUCCCUGAGCUUCGCGAAGGAAACAAAUAGCCCAGACAGCGAUCUUCUUCUCGCGUCGGCCUCCCAGGAUAAAUACAUCAGAAUCUGGAGAGUGCACCAGGGCAAGGAGCUCCCUGCCCUCGCUGCUGAAGGCUCGGACCCCUCAAGCGGUGCUUUCAUGCCAGGGAAAUCUCCAUCAAACAAAGCCCACUGGCUCAAAAUUUCCGACAAGGACUUUUCUGUAACAUUCGAGGCUCUGUUGCUGGGCCACGAGGAUUGGAUUUACAGCGCCAAGUGGCAUUCCCAAGCUGAUGGCAAGCUGCAGCUCUUGUCUGCUUCUGCAGAUAACUCGCUGGCCAUCUGGGAGGCUGACCCUGGCUCCGGCAUCUGGGUCAGUAUGGUGAGACUUGGAGAGAUUAGCAGAGAGAAAGGUGCCACGACAGCAACAGGAAGCACUGGCGGCUUCUGGACCGGCCUUUGGUCUCCCAACGGAAAAUCAGUAGCUUGUCUAGGUAGAACGGGCAGCUGGAGAAGGUGGGAAUACGAUGCCUCAGAAGACAUGUGGAGGCCUCGCAUUGCCAUCUCUGGCCACACAAAGGCCGUUACCGGCAUUUCGUGGUCCAAAGAUGGCGGCUUUCUCCUCUCUACAAGCUCAGAUCAGACAACCCGGCUUCAUAUGAAGUGGAAGAGCCACGGCACAUGGCAUGAAAUGUCUCGCCCUCAAAUCCACGGCUACGAUCUGAACUGCAUCGACUCGCUGGGUUCCUCGCAGUUCGUUUCCGGCGCUGAUGAGAAGCUGAUGAGAGUGUUCAGCGAGCCCAAGGCUGUUGCUACUAUGCUUAAUCGGCUGGGAGGCAUCGACGGAGCAAACAUUGCAGAUAUGCCUGAUGCCGCCAAUAUGCCCGUGCUAGGUCUCUCCAACAAGGCAAUCGACACUUUGGAUGACGACCAGGAAAUUCAGCCUAUAGACGACCGUGAUCGGGAUGCUAUAGACCCUGCAUCCAUCGUCAAGAAAUCAUAUCUAGACAUCGAUCACCCACCAUUCGAAGAAACCCUGUCUCGGCACACCCUCUGGCCCGAAAUGGAGAAGCUCUACGGUCACGGCUACGAAAUCUCCUGUCUUGCCGCCAGCCACGAUGGCAAGCUCAUUGCUAGUGCCUGCAAGGCCAGUUCUAUCAACCACGCCGUCAUUCGCAUCUUCGAGACGGAGAAGUGGACGGAACUCAGACCUCCAUUGGCAGCCCAUUCUCUGACAGCCACCCGGCUCCGAUUCUCUUCUGACGAUAAGUAUCUUCUGAGUGUUGGCCGUGAUCGUCAAUGGGCCAUUUUUGAGAGAGGCGUUGGGGAAGAUUCAGCCAUUCAAUACCAGCUACUACAGUCUAACGCCAAAGGCCACUCCCGAAUGAUCCUCGACGCCGCAUGGGCUCCUUCUUCAGUGCCCCUGUUUGCCACAGCAGGCCGAGAUAAGCAGGUCAGAGUCUGGUCGUUGUCGAAGCAAGGCGGCGAGGAUGCCAAGCCCCAGUUUACGCAAGUGUCUUCGCUGGCUUCCGAUGGGCCGGUCACAUCGGUUGAUUUCUUGACACAGCCCGUUGGAAACAAAUAUGUUCUCGCGGUUGGCACGGAGAGCGGGCGUGUGAGCCUAUGUACAGUGGCUGAAGAUGGCUCAUCCAUCUUGGAGCUGCCGACAUCUCCUGAGUUGAUUCUUCCCAAGACAGUACUUCAGCUCGCAUGGCGGCCGGUAAGCAGGGAUGAAAAGGAAGCCAGGUAUGAGCUUGCCGUUGCUGGAGAGGAUAGUUCGCUGAGGCUCUACGGGUUUGGAGAGGAGUAUUUCAACGAGCGGAAGCAGUCAUGA
Molecule: messenger RNA, 2481 nt
Organism: Trichoderma asperellum CBS 433.97
Lineage: Eukaryota; Fungi; Ascomycota; Sordariomycetes; Hypocreales; Hypocreaceae
Biological process (GO): tRNA wobble uridine modification
Cellular component (GO): elongator holoenzyme complex
Molecular function (GO): protein binding
Source: RefSeq, a predicted model, not a curated record